This is a messenger RNA of Pieris macdunnoughi, 1626 nucleotides long. The record is from the annotation of a GenBank genome assembly. NCBI's taxonomy places the organism in Eukaryota, Metazoa, Arthropoda, Insecta, Lepidoptera, Pieridae.
AUGUUUUCCUUACCGUUCGAGCAAAUGUUAAAUGCGCUCAUAGAAAGAAAGUCCAUUGGUGCACAGCCGGGGAUCGAAUCUACGACCUCAGGUCCCAUAUGCGGAGGGCAGUGCUGCGGUCGAGGGAGAGAGACCCACUUAACAUCAACUCUCAGACAAAAUGCCGAAGAUAAAAUAGCAGCUGCCACCAGGCCUAUUGCUGAGCUUUUGCUGGCCACCAGGAGGACAUUGCAAGAGCACCUAACAGCCCUGUCGCACCAGUCACAGAACAAGACAGCAGCACUCUUGUCCCAACUGUAUAGAGGCCACGCCACGAGGGCUCAUACUCCCUUAGCGACCCUAUACGAUGACAUAAGGACUUUACUUCGAUCCAAUCUAGAGACUGAAGAUGCCGUUGACCUGGGCUCCCCGCCGCCCAAAGAAAUGGCGCAGAGUACGAAGAAAUUCUUCAGAGAAGUAUUUCCCGUGGCGUAUCAAAACGUACUAAGACUAGACACGAAGCAAUUCACGACCGCCUAUGAGGCGUGUUUGAAGGACGCAUAUGAUGCUGUCCAGCCUUUUGGAGACGUCCCCGAACAGUUGGGGUCAUCGCUAGCCAAGUCUUUGGAGGCUGCGCGUGCGCUCCUACAAGUGCUCGGUGUCGGUGCGGGCGCUCUGGGCGGUGCUGAGCGGGCGGUGAAGGGCGCCGCCCACAAUCACUAUGGUCGGUUGCUGUUGAAGAUGGGCGGCUGCUCGCGAUGUCAAGGCUAUGACGUCAGCCCUUGCAAGAACUAUUGUCUCAAUGUCGCUAGAGGAUGUAUUGGGUCGAUAAUAUCAGAGCUGGAUGCUCCAUGGGCUAGUUACGUGGAAGGCGUGGAAAGGCUGGCAAGAGCAGACGCAGACGCCGCUCUCAGGGCGCUGGACGCCAGGGUGUCUGAAGCCAUCAUGCAUGCUUUAGAGAACCAUGUCAUAUUGGAAAAAAAGGUGCGUCAAGAAUGCGGUCCGCCAUCUACCCUUGAGAGCACGAACCUGCCUCCUCCCUCUCCCACGGGGGCAUCUAGAAGGGACGCGCUGCGGGCUCCGCCACCAGACACGGAACUGCUCCAGUUUGCAGCAACGCUCGCCGCUACGAAGAAGCUGUUCGCCAGUAUGUCUGACAGACUCUGCGAUGACCCAGACUUUGCCACUGAUGGAAAUGAGAAUUGCUGGAAUGGGGAUACUGUUGGAGAGUACACCAAAGCGCUUGUGGCAUCUGCUUCAAUGAGUGAUCAGAAAUACAAUCCCGAAAUGACGGAGACUGCUUCCAACCCUGAAGUGGCCAUUCUUGGCGAGAGAUUACGUCAGGCAAGACAGUUACUUGUUUCGCACUCUUGGAGCGGAAACCUACCAGCAGCUGAGGCCUUCAUGCAAGGAGAUGAAGCUGGAGACGAAGGUUCGGGCUCUGGUCGUCUCUACACUGAUGACGACGCCGCAUAUGAUGCUGAGGGUUCUGGAGAAGAAGGAUCUGGGACUCCUGAUAUUGUGAGUCGAACGAUUACCGGAGAAGAAACAACAUACUCAGCACCUCCAAAGAUAAGUGGAGCCUCCACCAGAUCCGUCUGCGGGUUCAUGGUUGCUAUACUCGUGUCCGCAGUCGUCAGCGUAUAA